Molecule: messenger RNA, 1820 nt
Organism: Apus apus (common swift)
Lineage: Eukaryota; Metazoa; Chordata; Aves; Apodiformes; Apodidae
Gene: GSTT2B
Product: glutathione S-transferase theta 2B
Exons: 5
Coding region: 73-801 (242 amino acids)
Biological process (GO): glutathione metabolic process
Cellular component (GO): cytoplasm
Molecular function (GO): glutathione transferase activity
Source: RefSeq, a predicted model, not a curated record
CGGGACGCUCCGCCCCGGGGCGCGGGGCUGGCGGGACCGCAGCAGAGGGGAGGCGGUGGCGGUGGCUGCAGGAUGGGGCUGGAGCUGUACCUGGAUCUGCUCUCGCAGCCCUGCCGGGCGCUCUACAUCUUCGCCCGCAGCAACAACAUCCCCUUCGAGUUCAAGCAGGUGGAGCUGAUGAAGGGGCAGCACAGGACUGAGGAAUUCCGGAAGGUGAACAUCUUGAUGAAGGUGCCUGCAAUGAGGGAUGGCUCUUUCACCUUAACAGAGAGCAUUGCAAUCCUCCUGUACCUGGCACGGAAAUUCAAGACUCCUGAUCACUGGUACCCAUCUGACCUGCAGAAAAGGGCCAAGGUUGAUGAGUACCUGUCAUGGCAGCAUGCCAACAUUCGUGGGAAGGGGAGCAAGCUCUUCCUAACUAAGGUGCUGGUGCCCCUCCUCACAGGCCAGCCACUUCCUCCAGAGAAACUGGAAGGGGUUACUGAAGAUCUGAAUGUUGUCCUGAAGCAGUUUGAGGAGAUGUUCCUGCAGGACAAGCCCUUCAUUGCAGGCAGUGAGAUCUCCCUGGCAGAUCUUGUAGCACUGGUGGAGCUCAUGCAGCCUGUAGGUGCUGGCUACAACCUCUUCGAGGACAGGCCCAAGUUGGCAGAGUGGCGCAGGCGGGUGGAGGAGGCGGUGGGGAAGCAGCUCUUCCAGGAAGCCCAUGAAGGGGUCUUGAACAUCAAGAAUCUGACUGCUGAUAAGAUUGCACCUGAACUGCUGGAGCAUUUCAAGCACCAGAUCCUAAAGCAGGCCAGCUAAAAUCAGGGGGUUACACUCGAGGUAAAAUAUAUUGUGCAGGCUUUUUGUAGUAUUUCAGCAUUUCUUCUAAAAAACAUACAGAUAAAGCAUUCCACAAAACACACUCCAAUCACAACCUCCUUUCUGCAACUUAGAAGGGAAGGAAACUAUACCUUAAGCAGACUGCAAUGAGCUGCUUUCCCCUCUUGUCCACUCCAGGUAUGUGAGCUGUAGCUCUGUAAGCUUUACUUUCUUGCUCCAGCACCAGUGGAUCUACUUGGAGACAGAGGCAAUUUGCUCCAUGUGGGGGUGGGGGCCAGACAGAGCUGCCCUUUCCAUCCCUGUUUUGAGUUUUCCAAGUCACAGCACUAAAAAUGGGGCAAAGGUUUCCUGAGAGUAUGGCAGAGCAGAUUUGUCUGAAGCAAGGAAAAAUCAGUGAAAAUGGUUUUAAUUUUGCAACAUCCUCAGUUGGAAGAUUUUUGCUGUUCAGUAGAGGGACAGGUCAGGACCCAGCCCUUGGUGGGGAUCCUGCCAGAACUUUUGGAGCACCUGGCCACUAGAGACUGCUGUGUCACCUAUUGGAAGCAAAGGGACACAGUGUCUGGGAGCAGCAGGGCUGUGCAGGCACCCAAAUGAGGCCUCAAGCUUCUGGGAGGGACAGGGUUAGUCCCACAAAUGAAGAUUCUCAACCAUGGACUGGUGAGAUACCCUAGAAAGAGGAACCUGCACAGCUGAGGAAAGUUCUCUUGCCAGGUGCAGCUGCUGCCAACCACAUGGUGUCCCCCCCAAGCCACCCUGGUGUUCUGUCCUUUCCCUGGAGCAGUUUUGUCAGCUUGAUGGAAGCCAUUCAAGCCAGGCCCUCUCCACUGAUGGGUUCUGCUCUGACUGGGCCAGCCUUGGCAGCAAAAAGAGGGGUGGUGGCCAGCCCUGGGGUGUGGGAGUGCACAGUGUAUGAGCUCAGUAUUGCCUCAAAUACAAUUAAUAUUCCACUGCUCUUCUAUCACAUCAGAUUUACCAGUAAAGUUAAUGGUUACACCUGC